Messenger RNA from Olea europaea var. sylvestris, 1512 nucleotides. RefSeq names its product protein BASIC PENTACYSTEINE6-like. NCBI's taxonomy places the organism in Eukaryota, Viridiplantae, Streptophyta, Magnoliopsida, Lamiales, Oleaceae. Gene Ontology annotation, molecular function: sequence-specific DNA binding; DNA-binding transcription factor activity. Gene Ontology annotation, biological process: response to ethylene. Gene Ontology annotation, cellular component: nucleus. The transcript has 4 exons. The coding region runs from base 355 to 1254 and encodes 299 amino acids. The record is from RefSeq and is a predicted model, not a curated record.
CUCUGCAACUUGGCGGAUAAAUACACGCUCUCUUUUUCUCUCUACAACAAGGGGGGAGAGAGAGAGCGAGAGCGAGAGAGAGAGAGAGAGAUAUAGUGCUGUCGGGUUCUGUCCCCCCAGCCAUCGGCUCUUUCUGUUUUAUGUUGACUGGAAAGAGGCUCAAUUCUGCCAGCCACACGAAUAUAUGACCCUCAUUUCAUGUGUCCUUAGGCGUCCCAAGUGAACAACUGAAGAAAACAUUUUGUGGGCCUGGACCAAAUCAAAGAAAUAGGGAUUGUGACUUUGUUGGACAUUGUAAAGCUGCAAACAGGAACAACGAUAAAGAAUGGAUUUCUAGCUUUAGUUUUAUUACUAAUGAUGGACCACAAUCACUUGACAAUAAAGACCUUUAUGGCUAUCACAGCUGAGAGGGAUGCCGCCAUUCGAGAAAGGAACAUGGCAUUGGAGGAGAGAAAGAGGGCCUUUGCAGAGCGAGACAUGGCAAUGCUGCAGCGUGAUGCAGCAAUUGCCGAGCGUAGUGCUGCUAUACAAGAUCGAGAUGAGGCUAUUGCAGCCUUUCAAUUCAGGGAGAGUUCAAUGAAUGACAACACUCUCGCUGAUUCACUUGGAAAUGAAAUUACAAGUGGAUCAAAACACAUUCACUACCAGCAGCAGAUGCACAUGGCUGAAGCUGCGUAUAUUUCUGGGGGAGUUGCAAAAAUUAAUGAUUUUAACGUUACAGAAACUGCUUCUGAAACUGCUAAGCGUAGGAAAGUGAGGCAACCAAAAGAUGGAAAACUAGCAAAAUCAGCAAAGCCUCUGAGGGUGGGAAAAAGAGGGGCCGAAAAUUUGAGUAAGCAGGUAAACUCGGAUGCAUCUAACAGUUGGAGUAAUGAGCAUGAUUUUGAUUGUGAUGAGGACGAUCUGGACAAACAAGUUUCGUGGAAGGAUAAUUUGGGUUUGAACCAAAUUAACUUUGAUGAGUCUGCCAUGCCAGUGCCAGUUUGCUCUUGCACUGGUUCACCUCAGCCAUGUUAUAGGUGGGGGAGUGGUGGAUGGCAGUCUGCAUGCUGUACUACCACAAUUUCAAUGUAUCCAUUACCUCAGGUGGCAAAUAAACGCUACACCAGAGUUGGUGGUAGAAAGAUGAGUGGAAGUGCUUUUGGCAAGCUGCUAAAUCGACUUGCUACAGAUGGUUACGAUUUUUCCACUCCUCUCGAUCUCAAAGAUCACUGGGCUAAGCAUGGGACGAAUCGGUACAGCACCCUAAAAUAAGCUGCUGCUUAUAAGCAUCUUGGACUGGAUGGUGGAUAAAGAAAAUAUUCUUGCCAAAGGAUUGACCAAGGUAGUUCAUACAACUUGGCACCUUGACAGGUUAUAUCAAUCCAUCGUAGUAGCUGAAUUGGAUUUUAAGUAUUGAAAUUAUACCAAUUUGAUGCAGAAAGGAGCGACUUUGUUUCAAAUGUAAGAUUUUGUCAAAAUUCAGAUGAUAUGGGUUUAAACAAUAUUUACACUUGUACAACUUAAUUAGUU